AGGAGAGGAGAUGGAAGAGUCGCCCCUCCACUAAAUUCCAUGCAACUUCAUAGGCUUUCCUUGUAACCCUCAAACUCCUUUUGCGUGCUUUCCCCUCAUUUCUCUGAAAAUUACAUAUCUCUCUCUCUCUCUAGCCUCAGAAAUUUCCUCUUAGUGUUCAAAUUGUCUCUCCCUCUCUCUCUCUCAAACUUGCUUCUUGUCAUUACAAUCUUCUCUCUCUCCCUCCCUCCCUCAGCUUCAAGAAUACAUUCAUCUCUCAAAGCCUAAGAAAUAUCAUUCAUUGUAGUCUGUUGCUUCUCUCUCUCUGUGGCCAGAUAAUAGACACCAGUACUACCAUUUCUCCACAGAACUCCAUGGAAGAUCAGCAGCAUGAAAAAACUGAGACCAAGCUCAACAGUGCCCUUCAGAAAUUGGUCUCCGAUGAGGUACGAGAAGUGAACCAGGCCUUGCAGGAGCUCCAGUCUCUCCUGGAGACACCUCUUCACAGAGCCAUAGUCUCAGACAAAGCCCAAAUUCCCCAUAUAGUUCAGUCUCUGAAGGUCAAUGUCAACAACAAGGCAGCUCUCAAAAGCCUGUACCACCUUGCCAACUAUUCCGACCACAACAAGAUGGCAAUUGUGAAUGCAGGGGGUAUCCGGAUUAUCACAAAGCAGCUUUACCGUUGCGAAGGAGUCGAGGAUGCAGUAAACCUGUUGCUAGAGCUCUCAAAGAAUGCUGAGAUUGCGAAGAAGAUAGGUGAAUCCAAAGACUGCAUAACCCUCUCGGUUUCCCUACUCCUUAGCCUCAAUGCAAAUGUCUCAGAACAGAGCAAGAGAUUGAUUCGAAACCUCUCUUCUGAUCCCAAUUCGGUUGUGAAGAUGGCAGAGGCAGGAUAUUUCCAGCCCUUCCUCAGCCAAUUCUUACAAGGAUCCAGCGAAGCCAGGGUUUCAAUGGCUGGUGCCCUGGCCAAGAUGCAACUCAAUGAAGACAAUGCACAAGCCCUAAGCAACAAGCACUUCCUCCGGGGCCUCGUGCAAGUUCUCUCAACUGGUUCUCUCUCUCCUCUCCUCUGCAUUAAGAAGUUAUCAACCUUCCCCAAACUUGCUAACCUCCUCCUCACCAUCAGCCCCACCAUCCCAACUAUACUCAACCUCAUCUCAUCUCUACGUACCACCCCUGACUCCAAACAAGCUGCCGUAGAAGCCCUAGCCACCCUAGUUGAGGCCACCACACACCUACCUGAAGCAAAACCCAACCCGCAACUCCAACAAUUACAUAGCUCUCACAACCUCUCUCUCUUACUAGGCCUUGUGGCAUCACCUAACUGCCAAACUCGAGCCCAGUCCCUCCGUCUCCUCCUAGGUCUUGCCUCCAGAUCCGAAACCCUAACCGAACUUCUUCAAUCUGGUCCCAACUUUUCACUGCUCUUCUACUCUCUCAACCGUUUAGAGACCCGACACUAUGCCCUGGAGCUCGUGAAUUGCGUAACUGAACACAAUUUAGAGGGUAAGAUCGACCUCCUCGACCCUAUCAAAGAACAGGGGAUCAAUGCCCUAGUGACCAUCUUCACGAGCUCAACAGAUAAAGAAGGGAGGUCCAUGGCAGCUGCGGUCAUAGCACGAGUAGCCCAAGAUGAUCCGACUAUAGGGGAAAUGCUCCAAAAGUACGGAGCCCUCAGAACUAUUCACCAAGUGAUAUGCACCACUACCUCCCCCUCAGAAACCCCACAACUCCUAGAGAAUUCCCUAGCAAUGCUUACGCACUUCCCUAUAGGAACCGACACAAGCUCACAUAUUUGUGAGCUUGAGAUGCUUCCCAUGCUUGUUCGAGUGCUAUCAACUGGAAGUUUGUUGGCCAAGGAACGAGCAGCCCUUAGACUGGCACAAUUAGCCACCUCCUCACCUAUCAAUAUCGAUAACAAAGUGCAACCUUGGGGUCCAACCCAACUCACCAAAGUGUUAACCAAUAUGGGUGGGUGGUGUUGCUCGCCUUUGACACCACGACGACGACACUCAACCUGCUCAGUGCAUGGGGAGCCUUGCUUGACCAAGAAACAGUUCUGCCUCAUUAGGGCAGGUGCCCUAAGGCCUUUAGUGGGGGCCAUGCAUGAGACCAAGAGUGGUACACACGAGGCUGCUUUGGUAGCACUGAGCUCGAUUCUAUGUGAGGAGGAGGUUAGCCUGGUAAAGGCGGUGGACGCUAUAGUGGAAUCAGAAGGUGUGCCAGGGCUUGUGGCAAUUCUUGAGAGGGGGGAUAGUGGGGCUAAGAAUAAAGCAUUGGAUAUUCUACUCAUGAUCCUAAAGCACUCUGAGGUUGCAAGGGCCCGACAUUUCCCCAAGAGCCAAGGGGUGCUCAUACAGUUGCUCCAAGAGGAUGAUGUCCUAAAAAAGAAGGCAGCUGAAGUGCUUGGGGAGAUGGGAGUCAUUCCCCAUGAGUCAUCUUACUUCGGGUGAUGCCUCCAUUUUAGCAGCAUCAAGUGUAUUGUACAAGAACGCUUUGUAUAUAAAAAACCAUGAAGAGGAUGAUCUCCACCACCCAUCGAAUCUAAUUAAAGUUUAACCAGGUUUAACAACCUUGUUUAUGACUCAGUCGAGGUUACCACCUUUUGAAACAGUUAAUAGAUGGUGGACAUCAUCAUCCUUCUCACAGUUUUUCUGAGAAUGCUUCUCAUUCAAUAUGUUCUUUUACCAGUGUACAAAUAGGAUAUACAAGAGAAGAAUGUAGUAUCGUCCCAUCAGCUCUAUCAUGGUCAUUGCUCUUGUCUCAAUCUGUCCCUCUUGGGUAGAGGAAUAGUGCCAAUUUUGCAGAAAAUAGGUGAAAGUUUUCACUGGGUUGAUUUUUUUGGGAGGUGGGCGGGGGUUCAGUCAGGAAGGUUAUAGAACCAAUAUUGGAUGAGAUGUACAUAUGAUUAUAUGAUUCUUGUGUUCAUUUGUAAGAUAUGGGGCCAUUUAGAUCUUUCAAACUAGUAGAGAUGCCUCGGCCAUUUUCAACGGCUUGUUUAUCUCUUCAACAGCUUGUUUUGGUUGAGUAAAUUUCAUUCGAAAGGUUCUUUUUUGCCAAGACCUUUUCAAUUCAGGUUCUAUGACUAAAAGAAACAAAAGGAAAAUGAGAUGAAGGAAAAGUUGCACUAUUUUCUUCCUUUAACAUGAUAGAGCCUCACAGAGUUGGGAACUCUAUAGACAGUUUUCCAACAGCAACUGGGGAAAUUAGGUACAAUUAUAAAUUUUUUGGAUAAUAAUCAUAUCGGUAAUAAAGCCUUGAACUAGUGAAAUGAAAUAAAGAAAGACAAGAAAGACAUUGAUAUUUGUACACAAUUAGCUGCACAUAUAAUGGGUUAGGAAAAUGAGGAGUAGAUCCAGUACAAGAUUCCAAUAGACAGUUUUGGAAAGAAGCAGUUUAGUUGCAUAGUGCACCGAUAGAAACAUAAGUAGAGGCCUGGCAGCACUAUAAUUGAAGAGACCAGUGACUGAAAGUAAAAGAAAUAAUACAGAAUAUAAAUAAGUUGUGAUUUUA
This is a messenger RNA of Amborella trichopoda, 3492 nucleotides long. Its product is annotated as U-box domain-containing protein 44. NCBI's taxonomy places the organism in Eukaryota, Viridiplantae, Streptophyta, Magnoliopsida, Amborellales, Amborellaceae. Gene Ontology annotation, molecular function: protein binding. The record is from RefSeq and is a predicted model, not a curated record.